AGUCAAAUCAAAUAUGGCCGCCGUGUGAGAGCAGAAACAAAACAGAGAGCGGGUUUUCUGUCAGGUUUCCUAAUUGAAUUAAACUUAAACUAAAAUGUCCGCGUGCGUGGACCCGGAGACUGCGCGGGCGCGGCUGGAGCGCGUGAAGGAGCUCGAGGACUUCACGGAAACCUGCAAGAAACAACUAGAACACGUGUUUACAGAGCUGCGCUGGAACAAACACUGUGACCAGGAGUUUGGAUGGGACCAGGAGGAGGAGCUGGUGCAGUGUCCCUUUGAUCCUGGUCACCGAGUUCCUCACAGAAGUCUGGAGAGACAUAAAGAGUCGUGUCUCCUUAAAAAGAUGGACUAUUCUUCAGAGGAACAGGAGCAGAUGCCCGACACUUCUUUCUGUUACAAGAACACUAACGUCAGGACAUUUGUCAUGGACAAGGUGACUCAGCACCAGGUGAUUCUUCAGGCUCGUUCUGCUGCUCCGCUCAUGAAGAUGGAGGGCGUCUUUUGGCAAGGGCAGUACAGUGGGGAACCUGUGGAGGUGCCGCAGAACCACAAGAGGGCGCUGUGUGACCUCACUGUGGCUGACCGAUUGGCUCUAUACGAUCAUGUGACCAGUGAACUGUCCAAUCAGAAAGACCCGGCUCCAUCCUCCAGUAACGAGGACCUGUACGUGGAUCUGGUCAAGAAACUGCAGAAAGAUGAGGAACAGAAGGAGCCCAAGACUCACCUGGAGCUGAUGGCUGAGAUGAGAGACUACAAGAGACGCAGGCAGUCGUACAGAGCCAAGAACGUGCAUAUAACCAAGAAGUCAUAUACAGAGGUAAUUCGGGAGGUGAUAAACGUGCACUCAGAGGAGCUGGGCCGACAGUGGAGAGAGGAGGACCCUGACAGGAGCAGACAGGGAAGAGAGGAGGACCCUGACUGGAGCAGACAGGGGAGAGAGGAGGACCCUGACAGGAGCAGACUGAGGAGAGAGGAGGACCCUGACAGGAGCAGACAGUGGAGAGAGGAGGACCCUGACAGGAGCAGACAUGAGGGGCCUGACAGGAGCAGACAGGGGAGAGAGGAGGACCCUGACAGGAGCAGACAUGAGGGGCCUGACAGGAGCAGACAUCGCGAGAGGGAGCCUAAGAAGAAGAAGAAGAAACGUGAAAGAGAUUCACACUCCCCUGACGACCAUCACGAACACAAAAAGAAGAAAAAGAAGAGAAGGAGAGAGGAGAGGGAGAGGGAGGAAAGCAAGAAAGAGGAGAGAGAGGACAAGUGAGCCACACUACAGAGCAGAUGUUAUUAGAAGAGUAAUCCCUUCUUCACAUGAAGGAAAAGGUGAUGCUGUUUGAAUGAGUGUGCUAAAUUUAUUAUUUUGUUUA
Messenger RNA from Periophthalmus magnuspinnatus, 1367 nucleotides. It is a transcript of the gene snrnp48, whose product is annotated as small nuclear ribonucleoprotein 48 (U11/U12). The record is from RefSeq and is a predicted model, not a curated record. Gene Ontology annotation, cellular component: cytosol; nucleoplasm; U12-type spliceosomal complex. The transcript has 8 exons. Lineage: Eukaryota; Metazoa; Chordata; Actinopteri; Gobiiformes; Gobiidae. Bases 95 to 1264 code for a protein of 389 amino acids.